Messenger RNA from Paramecium sonneborni, 1241 nucleotides. The record is from the annotation of a GenBank genome assembly. NCBI's taxonomy places the organism in Eukaryota, Ciliophora, Oligohymenophorea, Peniculida, Parameciidae.
AUGUCAAUUUUUAGAGGAUUUACAAGUUAUGAUUAUGGAAGAGAAUAUUUUGCCUUUUUUAUUAGAAGAAGCUUUGAUAUUUCAGAUUCAUGGUUUAAAACAAGAAGUGAAUUAGAAAAAAAACUAUAAGAAGAGAAAAAAAAACCAUAAGAAACUUUCGAGAUGGAAAGUGAUUUUGGAAAUUUCUUUUGUUAAUAUGAAAAAUCAACAAGUAAAUUAUGUUAUUAAAUUUAGAAUGCUACUUUAUAUUGUUAAGCAAUUAAAAAACAAUAAAAGAGGAAUAACAAAAAGUUCUAGCAGCCAUCAUUGAAUAAAUAAAAAAAGUUAACAAUUACAACAAAGUAUAAAAUUUAAUAUAAAUAUUAAAGCUAACAAGAGAAGAAUUUCAAAAGAAUUUGAAAUAAGAGAUUGAGGAUCUAUUAAUAAAAGCAGAAUAGGAAUAUAUUGAGAAAAAUGGAAACUUAGAAUUAGUUAUGACUUAACAAUCAAAAUAACAUAAGAAAUUUAGAAAGGAUUUAACUCUAGAAAUAGAAAAAAAUGAGUAGCAAAAAUAAAAAACUAUAGAAUUAAUUGAUAAAAUGAUUAUGAAAUCUAAAAUGGAUGAAAGGGUUCCAAAGCAAAAAAUUAAUUUUAAAGGAUUUAUGAUGUUUGAUUAUGUUCGAUAGUAUUUUUUUAUGAUGGUCAACAAAAUGAUUCCUAUUUAAAAGAAAUGGUUAGAUGAUAGAAAUGCAAUACAGAAAUAGAUAAUGGAUAAUUAGAAAAAACCUUUAGAAAUAAUUUAAUUGAAAGGAGAAAGUGUCUAAUUUUAUGCAAAAUAUCAUAAAGAAAAAAGUAUGUUUAUCAUUAAUAUCUUUGAUAGAAUGUUAUUUUAUUCUUUAUUCUGAUGAAAUAGUUAGUUCUGAGAAAUAAAAAGAAGUUCUCGAAAAAAUAUAUUAAUUGAUCACUCAAUUUGAAUAUAUAAAAGUAAAUUUAGUUUUAGAUUUUAGAUGAUUAAAGAAGAAAUCGAAACUAAAUUUGUUUCAUAAGUUAAAGCAAUUUUAAAUGAGAAUGAAAAAGUUGAUUCAGAAUAAGUAAUAAUGAAAAUAGAAGAAAAGAACAAUAAUAUUAAAUAACAAACAGUUUCACCUCAAUAAUAAUCUGAAAUUAAUGAAAAAAUGAAAUUAAAUAACACUGGAUCACUUAAUAAUCAACAUAAAAAUGAUAUAUUUGCAUAAGAGGAAAGUAUUCCUCUAAAUUCAUGA